Molecule: messenger RNA, 772 nt
Organism: Guyanagaster necrorhizus
Lineage: Eukaryota; Fungi; Basidiomycota; Agaricomycetes; Agaricales; Physalacriaceae
Exons: 6
Coding region: 135-590 (151 amino acids)
Source: RefSeq, a predicted model, not a curated record
ACUCUGGGCCUCAACGCAUGGAGUCAUCAGGGACAAAAUUAACGAUCCACGGGGCUUCUUUCGUGGAAAUCAGCGCAAUGAAAAGGACAUCAUGAACGUGUCAAGGCGAAAGAUCGAGCUGACAUUGAACGGGGAUGGCAAAAGGACGAAGAAGCCCACGCCCGACUGCGGUCAUAAAUGCAAAAGUAUCGUUCCCCACCCGACGUGGAAGUAGAUUCGCCUGGGACUAUGACUUUGAAAACACCACCAGUCAAUGUGGUUCCGAUUCUCGUAAUAUGAAGAAGUUGAUAGAGCUCUCGAGGUUCGCCGUAGGUGGAUCACCUCUGGUCUUCGGUAUACUGAACAUUAAUCAUGGCUCCAUCUCUCUUAAUAUUCUCAGCAAGACCAAUGUGCGCCAAGUUGCUGACGGUUCUUUAGUAUUCGAUCACCUUGGCGCUUGUCCUCAGACCGGACAAAAGACCACCAAGGCUUAUGCAGCUUCCGCACCAGUAGCUUUGGCUGAUUUGUCACGGUCAGGCUCAAGGUUCCCUGGAGACUCUGAAGCUUUGUCAGAGCGUUAUCAUUCGACCUGGACUCGGACAAUUGCAUGAAUAGAAGAAGCUCGUGGUCUCACAACUUUUAAGCGGGGCGAUAAAUGGGCGUAAGAUGAGUCAUGUCCCGGUUCACUUGCUUCUUGUUGAACGGACAUACCAGUAGAACCAUCGAAAGGUUCAAGAAUAAGCCUCUACCUGAGGUUUGGAAUGACGUCGACUUCACUCAAGCAUAUGCCGUC